CAAUACUAUACACCACAACCUGCUAGUCCAGCCUACAGCUACAACAUGGGUCCAUCGCCAAUGGUCGAACCACACCACAUUGAGCUUGCACAAUCAAGCGACUUUGGUGCGUUUGAUGAUCUCGCCAGUGACGACGUUGUACCUGAAACGCCAAAUCCAACUCCAUCCGCAACUCCAACCGAAGAAAACGACGACGAGGAGGUUGUAGAAUGUGAUGCUCGUGGGAAGAAAAAGUUUGCCGGGAGGAAGCCGCGUGAAGUAUGGACGGAAGAACAAGAGGUGGCGUUGGCUCAAGCAUGGAUUCAAAUCUCGGAGUGUAAGAAAUUUGGGAACGAACAAAAGGCGGAAGGGUUUUGGAAGCGAGUUCUUCAACACUAUGCUAGUACCUUGUGUUCGACUAAUCGAACCUUUCAUAGCUUGACUACCAAGUGGAAGGUGAUGAAUGCGGAGAUGGGUAAUUUCAACGGGUUGUGGAUUCAAGCGUUUCGUGCAAAGGGAAGUGGAUGCAAUGACUUGGAUAUUACGACGACCGCUUUGUCCGAUUACUAUACCAAAAUGGACAAGCAUUUUACGCAUAUACCGGCGUGGAAAGCGGUGAAAGAUCAUGACAAGUGGAAGCACCAAGAAUGUUUCUCUAAUAUUGUAGGAAUGGGAAUCCCGACGUCUAGUGGAUCUUCAAAGAGAAAGUCAUCGGAUUUUGAAGAGGCAAGCAACGACAAUGUACUACCCGACAUGAAUGAAGACCCUUGCCCGCCCCUGCCGCCAAGAAAGAUGAAAAAGAAGCAAGUUGCAUUAUCCUCAAGCUCGGCGACAAGUGUGGCCGAUGAACUCACGAACUACGCACAAAGGAGGACGCAGUAUAUGGAGAUUAAGGAGGAGAAGGAAGAUUUGGCGAAGCGUUUGAUGGCUACACAACUCGAGGGGGAAUGUUCAAGAACCGCCAACGUGAAUGGAAGGUGUUUAAGGAGCUGCAUGAUGACAUUGUUGAUCCCGUCUUGUUGGAAUGUGUUUUAGAGGAAAAACGCGCCCUCGGUAAAAAAAACGGGUGGCCAUGUAAUUUUUAAUUUUAAUUUGAAGUAUUAUGUGUUGAACUAUUUAAUUUUUAGACAUUUGUGGUUUGUAUGUUUUUUUAAAAAAAAUAAAUGGAAUGUAAUGUUUGUUGUGUGUUU
Molecule: messenger RNA, 1169 nt
Organism: Erigeron canadensis
Lineage: Eukaryota; Viridiplantae; Streptophyta; Magnoliopsida; Asterales; Asteraceae
Exons: 3
Coding region: 46-1014 (322 amino acids)
Source: RefSeq, a predicted model, not a curated record